CCUCCAAUAACAAUGACGUUUAGUUUGGAGCAGACAGGAGGACUCGGCUUAAAAAAAACACACACACAAUCAGCUGCAGGAGCAGGAGCAGGCUGAGCUCACCUUACCUCACUGUCGGACAACAUAGGACUCGGGUCCACUCUGUUCCACCAGCCUGACUGCUAAUCCACCUCCCCGGGUUGAUAACUCAUGACCUCGCGUCCUUGUGUCCUGAUGUGUCGGUGACAUGGGAGAGUGGUGGACAAGCGUGCCAACGGGGACAUCUAUGGGAAACUAUGAGAUCUCCAGCAUAUCGCAUGUGACAAUGUCCCCCUCAAGACAGAACAACUUUGUGUCAAUGUACUCCUCCAUGCCCCUGUCCAAAAGCUCCUACAGUGUGAUAAGUGCCUUUUGCACUGAGGAUAAUAUUCCUCAGUGCAUUACAUACAUGAAUCAGGAGCUCGCCUCACUGGGCCUCUCCUCCACAUGUAUCGAGGCCAGCUCACCAGGGGGAGCCGGCCUGAACACAGUGCCAGCUCUGAAUGCCAUGUAUGAGCUGCUCCAGAUUCACCGGCGCAACGUGUGCACAUUAACGGAGCUGGAGAAUGAACAGCUGAAGAAAUCCAGCUCUUUGGAACACAUGCAGAUGAACAAUUCAAGACUCAAGGAUCAGUUGGAACUGUCCAUAAGAGAGAAAUCUGGGCUACACGAGACAGAGAGGCAGCUACAACUCAAAAUUAAGACUCUGCAGAGCUGCUUGAAAACAGAAAAAGAUGAGGUUCAGAAGCUCCAGAGUAUCGUUGCCAGCCGUGCCUCUCAGUACAGUCACGAUGCCAAGAGGAAAGAGAGAGAAGCUGCAAAGCUCAAGGAACGCCUGAGCCAGCUACUGGUCGACAGAAAGGAUAAGAAACUGGCUAUUGAUGUACUGAAUGUCUUGGGGAGGUCAGAUGGAAAAAGGAGCCACUGGAAGACGGCAAAAGCAGCAGCCAGCCACGAGGGUGAGAUGUACAAGUCCCUGCUGAGUGACUACGAGGCGAGUCAGAGGUCACUGAUGCUGGAGAACGCCGAGCUUAAGAAAGUCCUUCAGCAGAUGAAGAAGGAGAUGAUGCACAUCCUGAGUCCACGCAAGCCCUCUACCAGAGGAGCCACUGCUGAUGACAGCCAGGAGCAGGUGGAUUCAGAUGGGGAGGAGAAGGCAGGUGAAUCAAGCAGAGAAACUCUGGACCAAUCCUGUGAGCACGCUAGAGAGCAGCUCACCAACAGCAUCCGCCAGCAGUGGAGGAAACUGAGGAACCACAUGGAGAAGUUAGACAGCCAAGCUUCGCAAGUGCAGAAUCAGUUGCAGUCCAAUAAGGAGGUGAUACCAAGGGAGACCCACGAUGAUGAGAUGGAGCGGAUGAGGCGUGAAGUGCAGCAGUGCAAAGAGUUCAUUCAUGCACAGCAACAGCUCCUUCAGCAACAACUCAACACAUCAUUUGACGAUGAGACAGCAGCUCUUCUCAAUGACUGCUACACACUGGAGGAGAAGGAGCGUCUCAAAGAGGAAUGGAGGCUCUUUGAGGACCAGAAGAGAAACUUUGAGAGAGAGAGAAAGAACUUCACCGAAGCUGCUAUUCGCCUGGGGCGAGAGAAAAAGGCCUUCCAGGAGGACCGUGCUUCAUGGCUCAAGAAUCAGUUUUUGAACAUGACCCCCUUCACAGACCGCAGGAGAUGUUCCUCAUCCGACGGUCAAAGUGCCUUAUCAAUCAGAAGUGAGCCAGAGAUGAGGAUGUCUUCCACGAACGCUCAGGUGGCCAAAUCCUCAACCUACACUACGUUCUCCACUCCUAAACCUACACAAAGCGCCACUGUGCCAUCAACAACCGAACUUUACCGUACACUCCGACUGAUCCCAGACGGCAGCUCCUCCAGACAUUCAAAUCGAGGAUGCUGGCAAGAGUCCAGCUCCAUUGAAGACAGAGAUACUCGCUUCAAGUCAAAAAGCAGAGGUCGAUGUGGAGACUUGAGUAUCUUCUCUUUGGGUGAAGACGAGAACAGCCUCACAUGAAGAACAUCCAGUGCCUUUUUUUUUUUUUUUUUUUUUUUUUAAUUUAAUUUAAUUUUCUCGUGGGUGUGAUUUCACCUUGGACUUUUAAGACCAAUACAUGGCUACAUUUCAUCACCACUGAUGAACACAGUACUGUUGUUAUGUUGCUUUGUCGUGGACAUGCACGUCAUUCACCAAAGCGGAUCAAAGAAAGAAAGAAAGAAAGCACUUUAAUGAUUCCUCACAAACAAAUCAACACUGACAAAUCAGAUUUUUAAGCUAUAUUCAAGGGAGAUUAUCUACAAAGUAAAGAUCCGAUUUUUUUUUUUUGUUUUUUU
This is a messenger RNA of Larimichthys crocea (large yellow croaker), 2343 nucleotides long. It is a transcript of the gene ssx2ipa, whose product is annotated as synovial sarcoma, X breakpoint 2 interacting protein a. Gene Ontology annotation, cellular component: ciliary basal body; centriolar satellite. Gene Ontology annotation, biological process: intraciliary transport involved in cilium assembly. Bases 227 to 2026 code for a protein of 599 amino acids. The record is from RefSeq and is a predicted model, not a curated record. NCBI's taxonomy places the organism in Eukaryota, Metazoa, Chordata, Actinopteri, Sciaenidae. The transcript is spliced from 14 exons.